Ochotona princeps (American pika) is the source of this 1079-nucleotide messenger RNA. RefSeq names its product transgelin 3 (gene TAGLN3). Bases 184 to 783 code for a protein of 199 amino acids. Gene Ontology annotation, molecular function: protein binding. The transcript has 4 exons. NCBI's taxonomy places the organism in Eukaryota, Metazoa, Chordata, Mammalia, Lagomorpha, Ochotonidae. The record is from RefSeq and is a predicted model, not a curated record.
GUAGGUGAAACCCUAUUGGCUCUGUUGGCUCCUUGAUUUAAACCACGCCCGGCUGUCUGCCGGCUUUGCUGCUGCCGGGCUAGGCCGCCCAGCCCCAUCGCAACCCCGUUUGCCUUGGGAGCCCGGGGCUGCUGCGGCUGCUAUUGUGUGGAUGCAGCGCUUGUCCUUUCUUGUCUUGUAGAGAUGGCUAACCGCGGCCCGAGCUAUGGCCUAAGCCGGGAGGUGCAGGAGAAGAUCGAGCAGAAGUACGACGCGGACCUGGAGAACAAGCUGGUGGACUGGAUCAUCCUGCAGUGCGCCGAGGACAUAGAACACCCGCCUCCGGGCAGGGCUCACUUUCAGAAAUGGUUGAUGGACGGGACGGUCCUGUGCAAGCUGAUAAACAGCCUCUACCCACCAGGGCAGGAGCCCAUCCCCAAGAUCUCAGAGUCCAAGAUGGCUUUUAAGCAGAUGGAGCAGAUCUCCCAGUUCCUGAAGGCUGCGGAGAUUUACGGCGUGAGAACCACGGACAUUUUUCAGACGGUGGAUCUGUGGGAAGGGAAGGACAUGGCUGCUGUGCAGAGGACCCUGAUGGCCCUAGGCAGUGUCGCAGUCACCAAGGAUGACGGCUGUUACCGGGGAGAGCCAUCCUGGUUUCACAGGAAAGCCCAGCAAAAUCGGCGAGGAUUUUCUGAGGAGCAGCUUCGCCAGGGACAGAACGUCAUAGGUCUGCAGAUGGGCAGCAACAAGGGGGCCUCCCAGGCGGGCAUGACCGGCUACGGGAUGCCCAGGCAGAUCAUGUAAGACGCCGCAGCCCGCCACGCCACAGCCUCUAUGACAAAGAAAUAGCUAGCCACCUUCUGACCUUCUCUUUCUCAAAGCCUCCUGCCCCUGGUUUUCCAAGUGCUGCAUUUCCGCUGAGACUCCACGUUGCCUAUUGCCGCCACCUUUUGUUCAUUUAGAACUAUGCAAAGACUCCGCUUCCAUCCUAUCCCUCAGCACCUCCUUCGCCCUGUUGGUGGAUUAUUUAUUUAUUUAUUUAUUUGCCAAAUUUCCUCUCCUCCACUCACAGUACACACCCAAUAAAUUAGUCUUGUGUC